AUGGCGGGGCUUUGCACAAACGACCCAGAGCUCUCAGUCACUGAACGGCUGAGUCUCCGUAGCGUAGCAGCGACCGCACUCCAGCAGACUCCUGCAGACUCCUGCAGACUCCAGCAGACUCCUGCAGACUCCUGCAGACUCCAGCAGACUCCUGCAGACUCCAGCAGACUCCAGCAGACUCCAGCAGACUCUCUGUCUGCACUCAAGCGAAACAACAAGCAGGAGAACCGUCACACUCUGGCCCAUGAGUGCCUGGGGGAGGUCUUGAGGGUCCUACGACAGGACAUCAGCACCUACCCCCUCCUCAACACUGUGGAGACCAUCACUGCUGCAGGCAAACUCAUAUCUAAGGUCAAAGGAUUUCACUAUGAAAUGUGUAAUGACACAGAAAAUAAGGACUUUGAGAAGGCCAUUGAGACCAUUGCAGUUGCUUUUAGUAGAAAUGUGUCAGAGCUGCUGAUGGGGGAGGUGGACAGCAGUACCCUACUGUCCCUGCUGCCAACAGAGAAGAGCAGGUCUAUGGAGAACCUGUACAGGGCAUCAGGUCAGGGGCUAGAGGGAGCUCAGAUGAGGGGUGACCUGCAGGACUUUGGCCGGGCCGAGGAGGUGGACAUCAUGCUGCAGCGUAGUGAAGGGGGAGUGGAUGCUCUGGCCUACGCCAAGACCAUCUCUAAAUACAUGAAGGACCUGAUGAGCUACGUGGAGAAGAGGACCUCACUGGAGGAGUAGUUUGCCAAGGGCUUACAAAGACUGUACCAGUCCAGCAAGCACAGCAUCACACACAUAAGCCCUGGUGGUUUUCACCACAUGCCCUUCUACUCCAUCUACUCUCUGGCUCUAGAGCAGAGUAGUGGGGUGCAGCAGGCCACCUCCACACUGCACAGCCAGACCUUCCUACAGCCUCUGACGCAGCGUAAACACAAGCAUGAGAAGAAACGCAAGGAGAUCAAGGAACAGUGGGACUGAGCCAAGAGGAAACUGCUGGAAUGUGAGUCUAACCUGCGCAAGACCAAGCAUGGCUACAUGGCUCGCUGUGAGGAGUACAACAAGGCAGCCACUAGCAGAGCAGCAGAGGAGGAGGGGGGAGGCUCCACCUCCAAGUCUCUGGGCAAGAAGUUACGAGCGGAAGAAGAGGCUCGCAACAAGGCUGAGGAGGAAGAGGCCACCUACAGGACGUGUAUAGCAGACGCCACCACCCAGCAGCAGGAGCUGGAACAUGUGAAGGUCAAUGUGCUCCGACUUCUGCAGGAGGUCAUCAAACAGAGUGACCAGACCCUGCGCUUGGCUACCAUCUCGUACUACCAGAUAAUGCAUAUGCAGACAGUGGCGUUGCCGGUCCACUACCAGACUCUGUGUGAGAGCAGUAAGCUGUAUGAUCCAGGACAGCAGUACGCUGCCCACGUCCGAGACCUGCAGCUCACUAAGGAACCAGAGGUCACCUACCAGUUUGAGCCCUACACUGCCACUGCAGCCUCCACACAGUGUCCUUCAUGUUUUGUAGUCGGUGAUAAUCUUGUGUACCUUUCCCCAGGACAAGGCCACAAAUCGGGGGUUUCUACAGUGAGUGAUGCAGACAGUGUAGAUGGCCUGGAAUCUCCUACCACCAGUACAGGUGACAUCAGUAAAAUGGCGCGCACCUCCUCCACCGGGACCAUGUCAUCAAAUGAGGGUCCAGAUGAGAAGGACGGGAACGUGGCCUCCUUCCAAGCACCAAACAUAAAUGGCAUGGAGCCAGAGAUGGCGGUUCCAACCGGAUCUUUCCGGAACAUUGGGCUCUCCAAAGCCGCCCAGACCCACUGGCUGCGUAAACUCCGCACCCCGUCCAAGUGUCGGGAGUGCGACAGCUACGUGUACUUCCAGGGAGCGGAGUGUGAGGAGUGUUUCCUGGCAUGUCAUAAGUGGUGUUUGGAGACGUUGGCCAUCCAGUGUGGCCAUAAGAAGCUGCAGGGUAGACUCCAGCUGUUCGGCCGAGACUUCUCCCAGGUGUCCAGCGACAGCUCCAAUGACAUCCCCUUCAUCAUCACUAAGUGCAUCUCCGAGAAAGAGAGACGAGCCCUGAAGAUGAAGGGUAUCUACAUAGUGAAUGGUGUGAAGACUCGUGUGGAGAAGCUAUGUCAAGCAUUUGAGAACGGCAAAGAACUAGUGGAGCUAUCGCAGUGUUCCCCCCACGACAUCAGCAAUGUCCUUAAGCUCUACCUCCCGACAGGUACACACCGUCUUCCAGAGCCCAUCAUGUUGUUUCGUCUGUACAAAAGCCUGAUGGGGCUGGCCAAGGAGAGCCUGCUGACUGAGGGAGGGGAGGCCAGGACAGGGAAGGGGCCAGAGCUGGUAGAGCUGGUGGACCUGGGGCCAGCCACUGACCCAGCGAUCCUGGCUGUGGUGGAUAGACUCAGAGAGUUGCUGAGAGAACUGCCCAAGGCUAACAUAGCCACGUUGCGCUACAUCGUACGCAGGAUUGCAGAGUUAGAGCAGGACAAUAAGAUGAGUCCCAGUAACCUGGGCAUUGUGUUUGGCCCCUCUCUGAUGCGGCCCCGGCCCACUGGGGCCACAGUGUCCCUGUCCUCUCUAGUGGACUACCCCCACCAGGCCCGCAUCAUAAAGACUCUCAUAGUCUUUUACACAGCCAUCUUCCAGUCCUCCAGCCGUCACCCAUUCUCCACCCAACAGGCCUGUCUUUGGUUGUAGAGGAUGCAUGUACAUACUUUAGAUAAGCAAAAUUACAUGUUAAAGAAUAUUUCAAACAUACAAAGAAUGUGAAUGCUUUCAGUUCACCUACCCACAAUAGCUCAACUAAUACCAGAGUUGUGAAUGGUUUGAACUCAAGCUCCCUAUUUAUCUUAGGUUUUGUGUUCGUCUCCCCCUGCUGGUAUAGACUGUCGGUGCAGGUAUAGAUGACAACAGCAGUGCUGCGGUAGCUGAUGAAGAGGAACAGGAUGCCAAUGAGGAACAGAGCAGAACAGACUCUGACAAAAUGGAGGGCUGUGGCAGUUCUCCAGAAUCCCUGGGUUACAGUGAGCAAAUGGUUUGACUGACAGUUUGUGUAAACACAGCCUGUGCAAUGUGUCAACCCCAAUGAAAGGCUUUACGGUGUUUAAGUGUACUUCCAGUCUGGCGAUUUUGUUGGUGGAUGUUACCACAAAUCUUGGUUUUAACAUGUCAUGAAAUACUACAUGACACAUUCAUCAUGGACACUUGGUUAUAGCUGUUCUGUCAGCAUUAAUUCUAGUUAUUACAAGCUGUGAUUUAAUUUUGAAAAUAAUCUGUGCCUUACAAAUUGGCAUAGUGAUAAUCUUUCAAAAAGUAUUUACAUUGCUCUUAUGCUUGAAUAGUGAGUUAUUUAUCUAAGAUCAUUUUUCCAGGUAUUCAAAGUGCUGCUGGUUUUAUUUCAGCACUAAAAUCCCAAAAAUGCAUAUUUAGAUCUUAACAGUUAUGUAGGAUGUAUUUGUCUUUAUCUGCUGAAUUCACUGUUUUGACAUUGUCAGUAAUAAAGGAAGCUAUUAAAUGUUGACUAUGCCUUGUAAAACAACCAAUUCAUUGAAACUAUAGCCUCAUUUAUACCUGCUGCUACUCUAGGUGACAGAGGCUAAUAUAUGCCUUU
Molecule: messenger RNA, 3598 nt
Organism: Salvelinus fontinalis (brook trout)
Lineage: Eukaryota; Metazoa; Chordata; Actinopteri; Salmoniformes; Salmonidae
Product: rho GTPase-activating protein 45-like
Biological process (GO): activation of GTPase activity; signal transduction
Cellular component (GO): membrane
Molecular function (GO): GTPase activator activity
Source: RefSeq, a predicted model, not a curated record